This is a messenger RNA of Neocloeon triangulifer, 2694 nucleotides long. RefSeq lists its product as uncharacterized. The transcript has 7 exons. Lineage: Eukaryota; Metazoa; Arthropoda; Insecta; Ephemeroptera; Baetidae. The record is from RefSeq and is a predicted model, not a curated record. Bases 235 to 1992 code for a protein of 585 amino acids.
UCCGGGGAUUAUCCAAACAUGGACGGCGGAGAUGAGAGAAAACGACAAAAUGGGUUUAAAUGACUUGAGCGGGCAAUUAAACUCAAACCUGAUGACUUAUUCGGGUCGGGACUGGGACGAGUUGGCCGGCGGCGAAUAAAAAGUGAGUCUAUUUGCUUUCUUUCUUCUUUCCGGCGACAGCAAAAACACGAGGCGGUUUGUUUACUUUCUGAUCGUUCCAAUGUUGACCGGUAGAUGGCCACGAUCCGCCACUCACCGAGAAACCUCGGCGGACAAUCGCGGGCUAUUCAAGCGGGCUCUCUCUGGUUCAAGAAAAUUACACGCCCAGCAGACCGAUGUAAGAUCGUAAAAUUGAUUCAAAGGAAGAGAAAUGAGAGCAGCACAAGGAAAGAAAACUCUAAGAUUGAAAGUCUGAAGAUCCUGUCGAUGGAACAAAUUUACAAGACCUUCAUGUACAUGGAAGUUGGUUCACUAAAAAAAUUGCCUAACACUCUGGUCCAAGAGUUUUUUGGCUUGAUCUCAAGAUCAACCUUCCACAAAAGUCUGACUGCUGGUCCCUCUUCUGUUGCUGCAGAUAGUAUGGUGCUUGUUGCGAUGCUCCUCAACACCUACACAACCGAAUUUGAUGGCCAAAAAGUCUUCUUGCCAAAAAUGCCUCUUCAAGAAUGGGAAAAAAUUUUCACAUACAUUUUAAACAAUUGUCCAAACAUGUCAAGAAUUUCUCAAACAAAAUUGUCCCAUUUGGAGCAUCCGUUAUGUCCCACGGACUUGCAAAAUUUGACCAAGUUGGAGCAUGUCAGCCUUUCCAGCUACGUAUUCACGGAUGAACACUUGCAUCUCAUUCAACAGCACCUUCCUCGGCUCAAGCACCUGGAAAUUAGCAUGGCGAAAAACACAGAAAAGGCGGCUGUUGCUUUUUCCAAAAUGCAGAACCUCAAACACCUCAGCAUCACACCGGGUUGUCAUUCUGAGCCAAUUGAUUUAGAACUUCUGGUCCACUGUGCUGGUCAAACACCCAAUCUGCAACAUAUGCAUCUUGCUGCCCUCCAGAUGGAUUUUGCCUUUUUGUUCGGAACAAUGUAUCCGUACAAAGAACUCGUAAUCGCAGAAAUAACCGUCUGGCUGCCAAUUGAAAGGGACUGGCCCUCCAAUGUUUCUGUCAAGUGCCUUUUCAUUGAAUGUUUCGAUAGAGAAUUGCAUGCUGAGAGACUGUCUUCUGUUCCUUGCUCACCUGCAGUGCUUGGUGUGAAUGCUGACCCCGACGAAAUUUACAUGCUUGUCAAGAUUCUCGGCCAGGACACCAACACAAUCAACAUCAAAAGAGAUCAGGUCGAGUCGGAAAAGAUGCCUCUUGACCUGUACGUCAUUCUUGAGCAUUGCCCUAAUUUAGAAAGUCUGAACUUCUACUCCAUUGGAUUCUGCGAACCUCACAACAUGAGAAAGUCACCGGAGGCGUUCAGAAAACUAAUUGAGUACAAUUUCCUCUUCAACAAUUCAACUUAUGAGUUGAACCAAGUCCUUGAAGAGGUCUCAAAAGUAAAUGAAUUUUACAAAAUGUUCCUACUCGGUUCAGAACGCCACAACUGCAAAGACGUAAUUGUUUACAACGUUGGCCAUAUUCUGGCUAUUUUGGAGGCUCUAGUGGAACGCCCUGACUGCCUCAAACCUUUGGAGGAUGUUAUUUUAUUUUUGCAACAUGAUCCUAUGUUGGACUUGGCCCUCAAAAUGGUCCAGUGCCUGAUCUUCCACUCGCCCAAUCUUAAAUCCAUUACAUGCAUCCUGAGUGAAACGACCUCCCUCAGGGAAAGUUCUGUUUACAGGGACCACAGCUGGUUUGAAGAAUUGGUCACUCAAAUUGGAAUUCGCUGCUUAUUUCUUCCAAGAAAAUUGUUCACUAAAAUAAGACAAAAUUAUUCUGGAGAUUCUGAUAGUGAUACGAGCAGCUCAGAAGAGGAGGAGAUGGAGAUUGAUGAUGAUGUUGUCAUGGAGUGAAUUCAACGGAGAGCCAAAGACCAACAAGAAAGGUGUUUCACCAUUUGAACACCAAUAUUUUCCCAAGCUCUUAAAGUUUCCUUUAAAAUUACAUUUUGAAAAAGAAUACUCUCGCAUUAGAGAAAUUUGCUUUUAAGAUAUUUUUUUGAGAGCCCUAUCGUAACUAAGUUUUGGGGCGCCUAAAUUGUUAUCUUGCAAGCUUGAAGAGUGCUAGAGCAGAGAUCAAGGUACUCUUGAUUUUAUAUAAAGGUCCGUAAUUAGACAUUUUCUGCUUUCUUUAUUUUCAUGAAUAAAAAAAAAUGUCUUAAUUUUUACAAAUGAAGACGUCUGCUUUAGUUCCAAUCAAAUCAAAGAAGACUUCUCAUAAUAUAUUUGAGCAAUUUAAUCACAUUCAACCUGAAAAACUUAAAUUAUUGUGGAAGUAUUUUUCUCAGCUUUACGAUGACCUCAUCAAAUUAUGGUAAUUCUAAUGAGUUGGUUUAUUUAAAGAAAAAUAGUUAUAAUAUAACUCCGCAUGGAUGUAUAAUAUAAAUUUAUAAUGAAAUCCAUGAACGAUUAUUUUAGUAUAAACAAGCCUGUCCUGUUGAAGAGGACUUGUCCAUUUGUUUCGGAGUGAUACAAUUGCAUUGUGAAAUCGAUCAGCAGGAAUAUCAAACGAUUUAAUUUCUCUCUAUAAUAAAAAAGUACCAAAAGCAGAUGUGU